Wallemia mellicola CBS 633.66 is the source of this 2812-nucleotide messenger RNA. Its product is annotated as Coatomer, gamma subunit. Gene Ontology annotation, biological process: endoplasmic reticulum to Golgi vesicle-mediated transport; protein secretion; intra-Golgi vesicle-mediated transport. Bases 1 to 2742 code for a protein of 913 amino acids. NCBI's taxonomy places the organism in Eukaryota, Fungi, Basidiomycota, Wallemiomycetes, Wallemiales, Wallemiaceae. Gene Ontology annotation, cellular component: endoplasmic reticulum; COPI vesicle coat; endoplasmic reticulum-Golgi intermediate compartment. The transcript is spliced from 9 exons. Gene Ontology annotation, molecular function: structural molecule activity. The record is from RefSeq and is a predicted model, not a curated record.
AUGUCGUUAAAAAAGAAUGAAGAAAUAACGAGCAGCAAUUCAGUUGGUAGUUUCUAUCAAGAUAAGACCGCUGUAUUUCAAGAAGCUAGGAUAUUCAACCAAUCGCCGAUAAGUCCUAGGAAAUCUAGGAUUUUAUUGACCAAACUAGCUUACUUGCUAUCUAUUGGUGAGACUUUCAGCAAGACUGAGUCAACCUCUCUAUUCUUCUCUGUCACAAAACUAUUCCAAAAUAAGGACCCUGCUCUCCGUCAGAUGGUCUACCUCGUCGUCAAAGAGCUCAGCUCAUCCGCAGACGAUGUCAUCAUGGCGACCUCCUCCAUUAUGAAGGAUAUACAGCCAAAUUUGGACGUCAUAUACAGACCUAACGCUAUUAGAGCCUUGUCUAGAGUCACGGAUCCUUCAAUGAUACAAGGACUCGAACGUUUCUUUAGAACAGCACUCGUUGAUAAGUCUCCAUCAAUUUCAGCCGCCGCUCUCGUUUCGUCAUACCACCUCUACCCAGAAGCUAAAGAUAUCAUCAAAAGAUGGGCGAAUGAAGUUACAGAAGCCUUAUCAAAGCCAGAAAUAUCUCGUUUUUCUUUAGACGGUUCAUGGCAAUCAACUUCUGCCAUUUCUCAAUACCACGCACUCGCUUUACUCUACACUAUCCGCGAUAAAGAUCGAAUGGCCGUAACCAAAUUGGUACAAGGUUUAGCAACACCUGGUUCAUCUUCACUUCGCAACCCAUUAGCUUUGUGUAUGUUGGUCAGAUAUGCAGCUCGUUUAAUGGAUGAGGAUCCAAAUCUGCAAAGACCAAUGUUAGAGCUCCUCGAAGGAUGGCUUCGCAACAAGUCCGACAUGGUCUCCAUUGAGGCUGCAAGAGCAAUUUGUGACUGGAAGGGAGCCAAACCAAACGAUCUCAUGCGUCCAAUCGCAGUACUUCAACUCGCACUCUCUACACCAAAAACUCCACUCAAGUUCGCAGCCAUCAGAACCUUGAACAGGCUCGCUCAAGUUCAUCCACAAGCUGUAGCUGCUUGUAACCUUGAAAUGGAGAAUCUCAUCACUGAUUCAAAUCGCUCAAUUGCAACAUUUGCAAUUACAACACUUCUUAAGACCGGUAAUGAAGCAUCAGUUGAUAGAUUAAUGAAACAAAUUUCUGGUUUCAUGUUGGAAAUUAGUGACGAAUUUAAGGUUAUCGUCGUUGAUGCCGUUAGAGCAUUAUGUUUGAAGUUCCCAUCAAAGCAUGUAGCUAUGCUUGGUUUCCUAUCUGGUGCUUUACGCGAUGAAGGUGGUUACGACUUCAAGAGAGCCGUCGUUGAUGCGAUCUUCGACAUGAUCAAAUAUAUUGAAGAAUCAAAAGAAACUGCACUUUCACAUCUCUGUGAAUUCAUUGAAGAUUGCGAAUUCACAAAGUUGUCAGUUAGAGUAUUACAUUUGUUGGGUGUUGAAGGACCAAAGACACUUGAACCAACAAAAUAUAUUAGACACAUCUACAACAGGGUCGUAUUAGAGAAUGCGAUCGUUAGAGCAGCUGCUGUUUCUAGUUUAGCAAAGUUCGGUGUUAACGUCGUACAAGGUGCUGAGAGUGUUAGACGUUCUGUCAAGGUUCUUUUGGGUAGAUGUCUUGAUGAUAUCGAUGAUGAAGUCAGAGAUAGAGCUGCUAUGUACAUGCGUAUUAUUGAAGAUGACGAGUUGGCAUCUAGAACUGUAAAGGAUGAUUCAACAUAUUCAAUUGGUGCAUUGGAAUCAAAGUUGGUCGCCUAUGUCAACGAUCCAUCUUCUUCAGCUCAGGCAUUCGAUGCUUCCGCAAUUCCAAGAGUCAACAAGGAACAAAUACGCAUUGAUACUAACAAAGCUAUCGUUAAUGAAUCAGCAAUGGGUACUUCCACACCUGAUGUCACUCAAUCAAGUUCGCCCGCACCUACGGCAGCAGCAAGCAAAGAAGAUACAACAGCUAAAUACGCUGAACAAAUUGCGAACAUUCCAGAGUUUGCUACAUAUGGUCCUAUUUUACAAUCAUCUAGCAAUCCUGUUGAACUCACUGAACGUGAAACUGAAUAUGUUGUUAGCGCAAUUAAACAUGUCUUCGCAAGCCAUAUCGUCUUCCAGUUUAACGUACAAAAUACAAUUGCGGAGAAUGUCUUGGAAGAUGUCAGCGUUAUUAUGCAACCAACUGAUGACUUGAGUGAACAAGUACAGGAAGACUUCAUCAUGCCAGUACAGCAGUUGACCUCUGAGAUGGGAUCAACAGCAAUUUACGUUUCAUUCACGAGAGUUUUAGAAGAGGAGUAUCCAUUGGGUUCAUUCAUUAAUACCCUUUCGUUCAUUUCAAAGGAAGUCGAUCCAGAUACAGGUGAUCUUGAACCGGAGGGAUAUAAGGACGAGUAUCAAAUUGAGGAUAUUGAAUUACAGGUUGCCGAUUACGUUCAACCUUCAUACGCCUCAUUUGGAAAUGAAUGGGAGAAGCACACGACUUAUGCGGCCACUGAGACUUUCUCACUUACAGCAUUGGAUAGCUUGCAAUCCGCCUGUGAUUCACUUGUUGAAUUGUUAAAUAUGGAAGCACUCGGUGGUAGCCAGAACGCGACGAAUCCAGCUAUACACACGCUGGAACUCUCUGGUUUAGUCUGCGGUGGUGCUGGUAAGGCACUCGCUCGCGCUAGAAUGGCAUACGAGGAGGGUUCAGGUGUAACGCUUGAGUUUAGCGUUAGGGCAGAAAGCCAAAAUGGUUUAGAUUUAAUUAUAAAUGCAAUACAAUAAGAUUAUUUUAAACCAUUUUUUGUAAUUUUUAUUUUUUGAUUUUGCUUUUCCUGAGUUGCCUAAUUCGCUA